AAUGAAAUUGAAAUAGCUGCUACAUUCCAUGUACAACACCGGGCUCUGCGGUGUUGCAGCCUGUCAUACUACAUCAAAAUGGCCACAGCGGUGCAGAACCCUCUCAAAUCGCAAUCUGGAGGUGCAGUCAUCAAGAACAGUCUUGGUGAGGAGUUUUACAAGGAGGCCAUCGAACACUGUCGCAGCUACAACGCCCGUCUUUGUGCAGAGCGCUCCAUGAGACUCCCCUUCCUGGACUCCCAGACCGGCGUGGCCCAGAGCAACUGUUACAUCUGGAUGGAAAAGAACCACCGUGGUCCAGGUCACGCUCCUGGUCAGCUGUACACAUAUCCUGCUCGCUGCUGGCGCAAGAAGAGGCGGCUAAACAUCUUGGAGGACCCACGGCUUCUACCGAUUGAGUUCAAGAUUGAUUACGAGGCUUCAUUAAAGAAAGAGGGGGGGAUCCCAGACGGUCCUGUGUUGGAGUCACUGCUCGCUGGUGAAACCCUGGACAAGAAGGUGGAAACCAAGGAAGAGGAGCCCAUGAGUGAAUGUCAGAAGCUGCUUGUUGGGGAUUUUCCACAUGAACUUGAGGUGGACGACAUAGAAGAAGACGUGCCGAAGCGCAAGAACCGUACAAAAACGCGGGCUUAUGGUGUUGGAGGCAUGAGAAAGAGACUAGAGCUGCCCACCAUUGAAGACCGAGACAAGCCUUACGUCUGUGACAUUUGCGGAAAGCGAUAUAAGAACCGCCCAGGCCUGAGUUACCAUUACACUCACACACACUUGGCUGAUGAAGAGGGUGAAGAAGACUCAGAGCGACACACGCUGCCCUUCCAGCGCAAGAGCAACCACAAACCCAAAAAAGCACCGGAUGGCUCAGUCAUCGCCAACGGCUACUGCGACUUUUGCCUCGGAGGCUCAAAGAAGACUGGCUGUCCUGAAGACCUGAUCUCCUGUGCAGACUGUGGACGUUCAGUUCUGCUGGUAUACUCAAUAGCGAAUCCAAGCAACCAGAUUUAUGGACAUUCCGACCGGUCCGUGCUCAAUUUAACGUUCUCCAAGAUUGGAUCCUUCAUGAUGGACCAGCUGUUGUUCUGUGAUGAUUGUGACAGAGGCUACCACAUGUACUGUCUUAGCCCCCCCAUGUCUGAACCACCAGAGGGGAGCUGGAGCUGUCAUCUGUGUCUGAGGCAGCUGAAGGAGAAGGCUUCGGCCUACAUCACCCUCACUUAA
Messenger RNA from Nematolebias whitei (Rio pearlfish), 1215 nucleotides. It is a transcript of the gene dpf1, whose product is annotated as D4, zinc and double PHD fingers family 1. Gene Ontology annotation, cellular component: nucleus. Bases 79 to 1215 code for a protein of 378 amino acids. The transcript has 12 exons. The record is from RefSeq and is a predicted model, not a curated record. NCBI's taxonomy places the organism in Eukaryota, Metazoa, Chordata, Actinopteri, Cyprinodontiformes, Rivulidae.